UUAUAUCCUCUUCUUUUUUUUUUUUAAUCAUUUAUUUAUUUACUCAAGUUUUUUUUUUAUAAAUUCAAAACAUCGAAGGAAAAAAAACGAAAAUCUUCCCUAUAUCAAAACCCAACCCUUUGGUUUUCUUUCAGUAAUGGUGUUGUGAUAAAUAUCAGAAAACCAGUUAAUUUGCGUCUUCUCUUCCCGAAGCUUUGUUGGCGGCAAAGCGUGCGUUGAUUCUCAUGGCGCCUUCGAAGCUUUUCGUCUUCGCUCUUUCCGUUGCCCUAAUUUUCGUCAUCGGUAGUUCCGAAGCCGACGUUUCAAUCGAGGAUUCUGAUUCAUCUGCUCUCAAGAUCCAAUUAGAUCAACUUAACACCAAGAUCCAAUUUCUCGAGUCUCAAAUCAGUGAGAAGUCUCAGGAAUUGAAGAAGAAGGAUGAGAUAAUAGCAGAGAAAGAAAAGCUUUUCAAUGAUAGGUCUAGUGCUAUUCAGUCGUUGCAGAAUGAGGUCGAUUCUCUCCAGAAAAAAGGAUCAUUGGAUGCUGAGGAGCGGGUUGUAAAGGCUAAUGCACGUGCUGAUGAACUACAGAAGCAGGUGGACAAGCUUAAAAGUGAACUUGACACGCAAAACAGCGAGAAAGGGACCUGGGAAACUCGGGUAAAUGAAUUAGAGAAAAAGAUUCCUGUUUUGAACUCAAAAUUAGAGAAGAUUCAAAAGAUAAACGAGGAACAGAAGAAGCAAAUCCGCAAAACUGAACGCGCUCUUAAAGUUGCUGAGGAAGAAAUGUUGAAGGCAAAGCUAGAGGCAACUUACAGAGCAAAAGAGCUGAGCGAGACUCACGGUGCUUGGCUUCCGCCUUGGCUUGCUGUACACUACCUUCGUAGUAAGUCUGUGGUUGAGACUCAUUGGAAUGAACAUGGGAAGCCUCUAUUGGAAGUGAUAACUCAAAAGGCCCUAGAGAAAAAGGCACAAGCUGGAAAGUGGGCUGAACCUCAUUUGGAAACAGUUAAAACUAAAUGGAUCCCAACUGUGAAUGAACACUGGUCUGUGGUGAAAACAAAGGUUGAUCCUCAUGUUCAACUACUGACUACAAAGACUGUUGAAGUUUACAAGUCCUCAAAGGAUGCACUUACUCCCCACUUAAACAAGGGAUUAGAAUGUGUAGACCCUUAUUAUCAGGAAGUUCGAAAGUUUAGCAAGCCAUACAUAGAUCAGGUCGCUACUGCCGCUAAGCCUCACGUCGAGAAAGUACAAGUAGUUCUGAAGCCCUACACAAAGAAGGUUGUUCAUGCUUAUGGGAAUUUCUUGGAAUCAGCCACUGCAUAUCAUAGCCAGGUCCAAGCUACUGUCCAGGAGACACUGAAAAAACACGAACUUACUAGACCUCUUGCUACAAAAGAAUUGGAAUGGUUUGCGGCCUCUGCUCUUUUGGCCUUGCCUAUAAUUUUACUAGCUAGAGUUUUUUCAGCCAUUUUCGGUAGCAAAAAGGCGGUUAAACCUGCUCGAAGUGGAAACACCCACCAUGCUCGUCGUAAAGCUAAGCGAGGUCAUCCAGACAAGUAGAUAACAUGAAGUUGGCUCCUGGUUUAUUUUUUUCGGAGAGAAGUUUAGAUGGCUGGCACAUUGGGGCAUGCAUAUUUAUUUUUAUGCGGGGUUUGAAUAUUUCACUUCUUUUUGUUAGGAAAAUUAGGACAUUUCACUGUAGAGCUUGGCACUCCCAAUAUUGUUGGGAAUUCAUGUACUAUGGCUGUUAUAUCUGUUAUUAGACCAAGCACUCACACUUUUCUGACUAUUACUUUGUUUUCUUUUCUUAUUUAAAUUUAUAGACGAUAGUCAAAAUAUUCCACUUAA
Messenger RNA from Vicia villosa (hairy vetch), 1832 nucleotides. RefSeq lists its product as uncharacterized. NCBI's taxonomy places the organism in Eukaryota, Viridiplantae, Streptophyta, Magnoliopsida, Fabales, Fabaceae. The transcript is spliced from 15 exons. The record is from RefSeq and is a predicted model, not a curated record. The coding region runs from base 225 to 1544 and encodes 439 amino acids.